This is a messenger RNA of Eremomyces bilateralis CBS 781.70, 1905 nucleotides long. RefSeq names its product acyl-CoA dehydrogenase. The record is from RefSeq and is a predicted model, not a curated record. Gene Ontology annotation, molecular function: oxidoreductase activity, acting on the CH-CH group of donors; flavin adenine dinucleotide binding. Bases 183 to 1508 code for a protein of 441 amino acids. NCBI's taxonomy places the organism in Eukaryota, Fungi, Ascomycota, Dothideomycetes, Eremomycetales, Eremomycetaceae. The transcript has 3 exons.
UAUUUCAUUGUCCUCAAGACUUGAGUAUUCUUCAAGAAAGCAUAGCUAUACACGUCGAUCACAGCAGGUUCUUAGUAUCGUUCUUGGCUACAGGUCUUUUUCUUGUCAUCCACUUCCACCCUUGAAGUCGCCCGUAUACAAAAUCACUACCCUCUUCGGGGCUUCUAUUUCAACCACUUACAAUGGCCUCUCCAGCAAAGGUCAUCCCCUUUUCAGAACCCCCGUGGCUCGCCGGCCUCCCGUCACCAUAUUUCAACGAAUCCCACCGCAAAUGGCAAAAGGUCUGCCGCGAAUUCAUCGGCAAGAACCUGCAUGAGAAUGCGCUUCAAUGGGAAGACGAAGGCGAAGUCCCUCCGGAAGUGUUCCAGAAGUUCACCGAGGCUAACAUGCUCAUUCCCAACCUCCCGGCCCCGCUCCCCGUCGAGGCGUUGAACCGACUCGGCAUCUACGAGCUGCCCGGCGGAUUGCGGUUGGAGGACUUUGAUUACCUGCACUUUUACGUGUAUGUAAACGAGAUCCGGAGAGCGGGGCUGGCGGGGCCGCCGAACUCGGUGAUCGCGGGUAUGGCGUACGGCGUGCCUCCGAUCCUCAAAUACGGGAGCAAGGAGUUGCAGGAUCGGUUCCUGCCGGACCUGAUGCGGGGAGGGAAGCGGAUUUGCAUUGCGAUCACGGAGCCGGGUGCGGGUAGUGAUGUCGCUAAUAUACAAACUACUGCCAAGAAGUCACCGUGUGGCAAGUACUAUAUCGUGAAUGGCUCGAAGAAAUGGAUUACCAACGGCGUCUGGUCACAAUACGCCUCCAUGGCCGUCCGAACCGGCGGUCCUGGCCGCACCGGCCUCUCCCUCCUCGUCGUCCCUCUCCUUGGCCACGAAGGCGUGUCCAUGCGUCGCCUCAAAAACAGCGGCGCCGCCACCUCCGGCACGACCUUCAUCGAGCUCGACGACGUCAAAGUGCCCGUGGAGAACCUCAUCGGCGAAGAAGGCCAAGGCAUGAAGAUGAUCAUGACGAACUUCAACCACGAGCGGCUGAAUAUCGCGAUCGGGGUAACGCGGUCGGCGCGCGUGGCGCUGUCGUCGGCGUUCGAGUACGUGAUGAAGCGUGAGGCGUUUGGGAAGGCGCUGAUCGAGCAGCCGGUGGUGCGGCAUCGGUUGGCGAAGGCCGGGGCGGAGUUGGAGAGCUUGUCGGCGUGGGUGGAGCAGUUCGUGUAUAUGAUGACGAAGUUGAAGAAGGAGGAUGCAGAUCGGGAGUUGGGAGGGUUGACGGCGUUGGCGAAGGCGAAGGCGGGGAUGGUGCUGGAUGAAUGCGUGAGGACGGCGGUGUUGUUGUUUGGGGGGAAUGGAUAUACCCGGAGUGGACAGGGAGAGGUCGUUGAGAAGCUGUACCGUGAGAUCCCAGGUGCUCGGAUACCGGGUGGUAGCGAGGAUGUGCUCCUGGAUUUGUCAAUCAGGGAGUUGGUGAAACACUUUAGGGCUCAGAGUGCGGCGCUUGAUAAGCCUAGCAAGUUAUAGACGGAUUUAGGGUUAUCUGAUUGCAAUUUGACUCGAUAUGUAACAUUUCAUGGACAUCGAGUAUUAGAGCAAUGUUCCACGUCCCAGGAUUUAGCAUGACAAUUCAGCGAAACAGAUCUCCUUCUAACCUGGUGGAUCCGUAGACCGAACUAAUGUCGAGCUCUGUUAAUACAACACACUGAGAUAUGUACAGAUUUUGUACCAUCCUGUCUCAGCUACCUGCUUCAAUCUCUUGCUCUUUGAAGAUGCAUGAUGGUCGACAGCUGUUGAUUUCUCCCCCCUUGGUCGAUGGUCUGGGAAACAAAACCAUUACAUGCCAGUGGACGACUGGCUUAUUUUGCUUCCUCUGGAUGCUCUUUCUCGUAAAUCCAAUCGUUCAAGCCUUCCCUAUUCCUGU